GUUGUGGCCGUUACACGUCUUCAUUUCGGUUUGAGUCAGUGUGUAAACCGCAUCUACGUAUGCCCGAUCCGUCCCUUUGUUAGCUACGUCCUAGAAUAGGCUCAGGGUGAUCUCGCUGCGGCACGCCCAUUAGCUCUUCCGUCUGCCCCGUCACGACCCGGCUUCGAGGCGUCACCCCUCGAACAAUUAUACAAGAAGGUACUCCUCCCCCCACAGCUUCAAAUCGUACCGCCCUCGCCGUCUCUGCCAGACCAGCAGACCACGGUCGAGUUUUUCUCUCUUCGCAGCUCGUUCCCCGACAGCAGAUCGUCCAGCCCGGAUUCACUGCUUAGCGUCGAGCUUACAUCAACGCAACCGCGAGCAUCUAAGGCUUCCGAUACUGCCACUGAUCGGCAUCGCGAUCCUAACCGAGCUCGAGACCUUGAAGAUCCAGUCACUCGCCUCCAACGAGAGUGCAGCUAUUUGCGAUUACGCCUCUCUACUGCUUCUCGAGAGCAGGAACGUGCAGCCCUGACUCGCAAGCGACCAGAGAGUAUCUCCACCACGUCUUCGAAAACAGUGGUCGGCGCCGAUCCCGGGAUCCGUGCGCCACCGUCCUCCGCCCGCACGCCGCCAACGCCCCUCCUUGGUUUCCCCGCCGAACCAAAGUCGCCGUCCACGGGAUACAACACUGCCACGGAGUACUUCAGCACGACGACGACAACGCGGAAGGAGACCGGGGAGACGGUGACGUUUACACGCACGGAGGUGAUGCAGGUACGCUCCCAGCCGGCUGAAGCGAGCCCUCCGCAUCAGCAGAAGUACGAGCGCUGGCUGCCCUCCGCGAGGGCGCAGGAGGAGCAGACACCGCUCGCGAGGCGCCAGUCACAGCGCCAACCCCAGCCGCAGUCUGGGCCUCUGCCGCCUAAGCGCGGGCAGCAGCAUCAGCCGCAACAGCACCAAAAUCAGCAACCAUCCGUCCAGCGCCAGCUGCAGGGCCCUCGCUCCCCACCACGUCGCAACGCGGAGUUCCAGCAGCCCCAGCAGCCCCAUCCCCAGCAGCAGCAGCCUCAGCCGCGACAUCGGAGUCAUCGCAGGACAAACCACGGCAAUCGCAGAUCGUACGCCUCGACGACCUCGGCUUCCGCGUCUCCACCCGUCGCGUCUCCUCCCCCACUGCCCGUACCUGUGCCUAACAUGCCUGGUUAUGAGUCUCCUCCUCGACGCAUGAAACCUGUGGAGCUGUGCAAACAGCUCGAGCGGUCGCUGAAGGAGGUGCAGGAGCUGUUGCGAACAAGGGAGAAGGAGGUUGAGGUUUUGAAGCAGCAGAGGGAUCGUAUUUUGGUCGAGAGGGAGAGGGAGAAGGACAAACGGCUCGACUCGGAGAGAGCGGAAUCCGAGAGGGUGCGAGAGGUUGACAUGGUGAGGAGAGAGCUAGAGAGCGUCAAGCGCGAAAGAGACCGCCUCGUCCUCGAACGCGAGCGCGACAAGCAGCUCGAGCGGGAACGCGAGAGGGAACGCGAGCGCGAGAGACAACGAGAACGGGAGCGUCAGACCCGAGAGCGCACCGGGUCCAUCCGUCGUUCACGUUCGCAAGCACCAUCGUCCAUCUACUCGUCGAUGACUACUGAGACCGAGACGAUCGCUCAUGCACGCAGUCUCGACGUCUUCCUCACCAAGACCGACUCGUGGUCGGGCGCGCAGGUUAUCCAGGCCGUGGAGGAUCUCAACGCUGAAAUUACUCACUUUGCUGCGUCUGCCACGGAGUCAUGCGUCUUCCUUCCCCGCAACGCCUCUGUGAGGCGACGAGGUCGUGGUCAACCUCCGCCGGGCUCGCAAGCGACGAUGGGAUUGGAUGAAGCCUUGGAUAUUGUGCCAUGGCUGAGCCCUUCGCUUGCGAAGGUUCUCACAACACAUGAACACUCGACGGAUCCGUUGUUGGUACAGCUUGCGUUGCAGGCCAGUGUCGCUACAUGCUGUGCACGGAGCCUGAGUCUGUUCUGUGUGGGUUUCCCGGCGAAGCUCGACGGCCUGCUCGGCAGGGUCUACGCGCAGCUGGCCGUCACAGAGCCGCAACCGACUUCUUCGCGCUGGCGUGCUCUCACGCACCGCUCGAUCCGCACCCUCUACCCUGGUCUCGAGGAAUAUGCCAUUACCGAGCUGGUUGCCACCAUGCUCAAGUGGGCAGCCGCCGUUUUCGAUGCUUCAGGCUGCAGCCCCAAGGACAAGUCCGAUUCGUCCACAUCCAUCCUUCGCUCCCAGCUCCGGAGGAUCGCCGAGGCCGUGUACAAGCUCUCGCUCGUCACCCGGGAGGACAUCCUCUCGACGAACUUCGAGGUCGUGCUCGCCGAGACCGGCGCUGUCUUCGAGGGCGCCAACAUGAGCAACGCCUUCUCCGAUGGACAUGCUCCAGGCGCGAGUCGGGAGGGCGAGAAGGUGCUUUGCACCACAGAGCUCGGGCUCAAGUGCGUCACCCGCCGCGGAAAGAACUAUGGUUCCGCAGAGAAAGAUGACGGCGAGAGUUUUGAACGGAGACUGCUACUCCAACCAAAAGUCGUUCUUGAGGAGGCAGUUGACGCUAUCGUUGGUUGAUCCAGUAGUGCUAGCACUUGCGCAAGCUAUCGUCCAAAAUUAGUACGAACACUCUUAAUUUAUCCUAGCCACUCAUGCCAUUUUCAUGAUUUUUUGUAUCUACUCAUGACUCAUGACACUACGAGUCUCCACUUUACACUAUGCUAUCGCACUAUAUC
Messenger RNA from Phanerochaete carnosa HHB-10118-sp, 2729 nucleotides. RefSeq lists its product as uncharacterized. Lineage: Eukaryota; Fungi; Basidiomycota; Agaricomycetes; Polyporales; Phanerochaetaceae. The coding region runs from base 751 to 2571 and encodes 606 amino acids. The transcript has 3 exons. The record is from RefSeq and is a predicted model, not a curated record.